Molecule: messenger RNA, 657 nt
Organism: Polyodon spathula (Mississippi paddlefish)
Lineage: Eukaryota; Metazoa; Chordata; Actinopteri; Acipenseriformes; Polyodontidae
Product: transmembrane emp24 domain-containing protein 11
Exons: 5
Coding region: 1-657 (218 amino acids)
Biological process (GO): endoplasmic reticulum to Golgi vesicle-mediated transport; Golgi organization; intracellular protein transport
Cellular component (GO): Golgi apparatus; endoplasmic reticulum; COPII-coated ER to Golgi transport vesicle
Source: RefSeq, a predicted model, not a curated record
AUGAGCAUUAAAAAAAGCAUUGGAUUUAUAUUGAGCUCUUACAUCACUUUGUCAUCUGCCAUGUUCUUUCACAUGGGGGAAAAAGAAGAGAAAUGUAUAAUAGAAGACAUUCCAUCAGACAUCAUUGUUACAGGGUAUUUUAAAAUGGAACUCUGGGAUGUCAGCAGUCAGGGUUUUCAGAACUCUGCUCCUAACCUUGGUAUGACAGUGACUGUGCGACACCCAGAUAGUGAGAUUUUGAUGACAAAAAAAUAUGACCUAGAAGGCAAAUUCACAUUUAAGUCAGAAUCUUCCGGACAGCACUUCAUCUGUUUAGAGUCCAACUCUCCCAGGCUCGCGGUUUUUGCUGGGGACAAACUGCGAGUUCACUUGGACAUUCAAGUGGGAGAACACCGAUUAGAUGAGACAGCUUCUCAGGCUCAAGACACAGUCAAAGAUGUGAAGUACACAAUGAUCCAGCUGAUUGAGCAGGUCAAGUACAUCAGCAGUCAGCAGAACUACCAGAGGGAACGUGAAGAAAAUUUCCGACAAACGAGCCAGGAUACCAAUAGCAGUGUUUUCUGGUGGGCCCUUGUACAGACCAUUAUGCUUAUCACAGUGGGAAUCUGGCAAAUGAAGCAAAUGAAAGACUUCCUUAUAGAAAAAAAACUGGUAUAA